Messenger RNA from Xenia sp. Carnegie-2017, 1064 nucleotides. Its product is annotated as isatin hydrolase-like. The transcript has 2 exons. Gene Ontology annotation, molecular function: arylformamidase activity. NCBI's taxonomy places the organism in Eukaryota, Metazoa, Cnidaria, Anthozoa, Malacalcyonacea, Xeniidae. The coding region runs from base 27 to 890 and encodes 287 amino acids. The record is from RefSeq and is a predicted model, not a curated record.
UGAAUUGUAGUAUUCACGAAGCAAACAUGUCUUCAGGCAUCUGUAUUUUCAAACUACUUGUUACUGUAAAUUUACUUACAUUUUUAGAGUGUAAGCCAAUUGACCUUAGCUAUGUUUUUGAUAAUGAAACGAUGUAUUGGGGAAACAGCAAGCGAUUCAAUCAUCCAGUUGUAUUUGAUGGUCCUGUAAAAGAUGGCAACGAGACAAUCGUUCCCUAUUACUCUAGUUAUGAAUACGAAGCAGCUGAACACGGGGGAACCCAUAUGGAUGCGCCGAUUCAUUUUGCACACGGAAAAUGGACAUUGGAUGUCAUUCCGAUCGAAAAUUUUAUAGGUGAUGCUGUUGUAGUUAAUAUAUCAAUUAAAGCCUCCACAAAUCGCAGUGCUCAAUUAACUGUCCAAGACUUGAAGGAUUGGGAGAGUGUUUAUGGUGCCAUUCCUAAUGACUGUAUAAUGUUUGUGUUUACUGGAUAUGGAAAAUAUUGGUUGAACAACGAAAAGUAUUUUGGAACAAAUACAACCAACCCAUCAUUGUAUACUUUUCCAGGAAUUCACGAAGAUGCGGCAAGAUGGUUGGUGCAAAACCGUAAGAUUAAAGGCAUUGGCAUCGACACACCAUCAAUUGAUUAUGGAAAAUCUAGGAAUUUCCCAACUCAUCAAAUUUUGUUUGGAGAGAAUAUAUAUGCCCUUGAAAAUGUGGCUUAUUUGGAUCAACUACCAGCUACUGGUUAUGUGGUAUAUUGUCUACCAAUGAAGAUAGGAGGGGGUAGCGGUGGUCCAACAAGGAUCAUUGCGAUGAAAAAGGAAUCUGGUGGUACAAAUGAUGCAAAUGUUAACUCCUUACAGAGAUUUAUAGUUAUGCUUUUGACAUGUUAUUAUAUUUUCUUUUGAACUGUAUGCUUUCGAACUUCGUGUUUCUAUUGACGUUUCUAGAAAUAAGAUUUAUUAUGCACUAUUAAUUCAAUAAUAAAUACAUCCAUAGAAUUUUGUAACCAUCUAAAUUUUCAUUUGUCAUGGAUAAAGAUUAUUUCAAAUCAUAUUACAAAAGAAAAAAGUCUCAUAAAA